Molecule: messenger RNA, 561 nt
Organism: Zygotorulaspora mrakii
Lineage: Eukaryota; Fungi; Ascomycota; Saccharomycetes; Saccharomycetales; Saccharomycetaceae
Gene: RPL18A
Product: 60S ribosomal protein eL18
Exons: 2
Coding region: 1-561 (186 amino acids)
Biological process (GO): translation
Cellular component (GO): cytosolic large ribosomal subunit; ribosome
Molecular function (GO): RNA binding; structural constituent of ribosome
Source: RefSeq, a predicted model, not a curated record
AUGGGUAUUGAUCACACUUCCAAACAACACAAGAGAUCCGGUCACAGAACCGCUCCAAAGUCCGACAAUGUCUACUUGAAAUUGUUAGUCAAACUAUACACUUUCUUAGCUCGUCGUACUGAUGCUCCAUUCAACAAGGUUGUCUUGAAGGCUUUGUACAUGUCCAAGAUCAACAGACCACCAGUGUCUAUUUCCAGAAUUGGUAGAGCUUUGAAGCAGGAGGGUGCUUCCAACAAGACCGUUGUCGUUGUUGGUACCGUCACUGACGACUCUAGAAUUUUGGACUUCCCAAAAGCUACUGUUGCUGCUUUGAGAUUCACUGCUAGUGCUAGAGCCAGAAUUGUCAAGGCUGGUGGUGAAGCCAUCACUCUUGACCAAUUGGCUGUCAGAGCUCCAAAGGGUCAAAAUACCUUGAUCUUGAGAGGUCCAAGAAACUCCAGAGAAGCUGUUAGACAUUUCGGUUUCGGUCCUCACAAGGGUAAGGCUCCAAGAAUUCAAUCCAAGGGUAGAAAAUUCGAAAGAGCUAGAGGUAGAAGAAGAUCUAGAGGUUUCAAGGUGUAA